Neolamprologus brichardi is the source of this 1718-nucleotide messenger RNA. It is a transcript of the gene lrrc74b, whose product is annotated as leucine rich repeat containing 74B. Lineage: Eukaryota; Metazoa; Chordata; Actinopteri; Cichliformes; Cichlidae. Gene Ontology annotation, molecular function: protein binding. The record is from RefSeq and is a predicted model, not a curated record.
AGUUUGCCAAGACCUUUAAGUAAGCUCGGUUGCGAGAAGACAUAGUGCACCAAAUCCUGCUGAAAUUCAGUGCAGUGAUUGAGCUCACAACGCAAAUAUUUUACUUGCCGUUUGGAUCUAAAAGCACAAAAAAAGGACAGAAGGAAAAAAGAAAGAAAUUACUAAGGAAUUUCUGCAUAAAGGUAGCAAAAUAGUUGUCUUAGUAUCAAUAUUACAGCUAUUAUCAGUGUCAUGCUUCAUGGGAAGAAGUUGGCCAAGCAGGUGCUGCUGCCGUCUGUGCUGGAAGACGAUGACGCAGAAACAGAAAGUGGGAAGCUGCAGCUGGGGGAGCCAAGAAUGAGCCAGACAGAGGUUGAUAUGCGUGGGCCAAAAGACCAACACUCAAGCCCUGACAGGAACGUGCUAGACGGAGGCACAAGACACGAGGAAGACGAAGAAAAGGAGCCUGAAGUACAGGAGUGCUUGAGCUCUGAUGAGGACUAUGAUACAGAUUUGGAGCUUGAAGGUAAGGAGGCGGCAUACGAUCUGACGGGGCAGACAUGCUACAUGACAGCGUGUAAAACGUUCCGGGUGGUCCCUGCCUCUUAUUUCCUGCAGCAUAUGCAAAAUAGCACGCUGGUUAUGAUGCAUCGCGGCCUGGGGCCUCAGGGCACCAAAGCACUGGCGGUUCCCCUGGUAACCAACACUUCAAUACUGCGGCUGAACCUGCGAGAUAAUUGGAUGGAAGGCAUGGGUGGAGCUGCUAUAGCUGAGAUGUUAAAAGGAAAUUGCUACAUUACAGAGGUGGACCUGUCCAAUAACAAUCUAGAGGUUUAUGGAGCCAAAGCCAUAGCUGGUAUGCUUAAAGAGAACAGCACCCUGGUGAGCCUCAUUCUGUCAGGAAACCAUUUCACAGACCGGUCCACUGAACACCUCUGCCCAGCGCUGAUCACCAACACCAAACUACAGCACCUCGACCUCAGCUACAAUGCUCUGGGGGAGAGUGCAGGGGAACACCUGGGAGAUGCUCUGUCUGAGAACACCGGGCUGAGAUCGCUAAACCUGGCAUGGAAUUGCAUUCGACAAAAAGGAGCAGCAAUGCUGGCCAAUGGUCUUGGGGAAAAUGUUUUUCUUAGAAUACUGGAUCUGUCAUUUAAUGGCUUUGGGAAAGAAGGAGCCAGUGCUUUAGGACAGGCUCUUAAAGAGAACAAUGUUUUAGAAGAGUUAAAUAUCAGUAACAACCGAAUACCCCCUGAAGGAGCGAUCCACCUCGCCAUGGGCCUCAAAGUAAACAAGACAAUCAAAUCCCUGAAUAUUGGUAGGAACCCCAUCCUGAAUGCUGGAUGCUAUGGGAUCCUUAAAUCUGUACAGGACAACCCAGAUUCAGCCUUGGAGACUUUAGACUUUUCAGACAUCACAGUAAGCCGGGAUUUUGAAGACUUGUAUACAGCAGUGAAAGAAAUAUUCCCUGCGCUUAGAGUAAAUCAUGGGGGCCGCUUUGGCACAUUCAGCAAAGCAAAAGCUUGAAAAGUGUUACUGUAAUUGCUGUACUUUUAUGCCAGCAAAGAUGGAAGAAAUCUUGUCAAAGCCCUAUGGACGUUUUCAUCAACAGAUAAACCAAAGGAUGCAUGCCUGCAAAAAUAUAACUUUUAAAAAGAUGUCUUUUUUUUGUUGUUAAAGAGCCAUGAGAGCAUAUCCUUCUGAAUAAAAUGCACUGUGAAUAAAUAAAACUUCUUAAA